Molecule: messenger RNA, 2092 nt
Organism: Maniola jurtina (meadow brown)
Lineage: Eukaryota; Metazoa; Arthropoda; Insecta; Lepidoptera; Nymphalidae
Gene: Vha44
Product: V-type proton ATPase subunit C
Exons: 13
Coding region: 139-1293 (384 amino acids)
Biological process (GO): proton transmembrane transport
Cellular component (GO): vacuolar proton-transporting V-type ATPase, V1 domain; lysosomal membrane
Molecular function (GO): proton-transporting ATPase activity, rotational mechanism
Source: RefSeq, a predicted model, not a curated record
AUGGCAGCACAGCAUCACGUGAAUUUUCAUGGCGGUGUUGUAGGGCUGGCCCCGUAUCGUCUUGUGAUUUCACCAAAAAUUGCUGUUUCGAUUUUAAUAGUGUUAAACAGCAUUAAUCUUUAACUACCGGUGUUCAAGAUGAGCGAAUACUGGCUAAUCAGCGCCCCUGGCGACAAGACCUGCCAGCAGACUUGGGACACCCUCAAUAAUGCGACUAAAUCGGGCAACCUCAGUGUCAACUACAAAUUCCCAAUACCCGACUUGAAGGUUGGUACAUUGGAUCAGUUGGUGGGGUUGUCAGAUGACCUCGGGAAACUUGACACCUUCGUGGAGGCAGUCACUAGAAAAGUUGCUCAGUAUCUCGGUGAGGUACUGGAAGACCAACGUGACAAACUCCAUGAGAAUUUGAUGGCAAAUAACAGCGACCUGCCCACCUAUUUGACCCGUUUUCAAUGGGACAUGGCAAAGUAUCCCAUCAAGCAGAGUCUUCGCAACAUCGCCGAUAUCAUCAGUAAACAGGUGGGGCAGAUCGACGCGGACCUUAAAGUCAAGUCGGCCGCCUACAACUCUCUGAAGGGCAACCUACAGAACUUAGAGAAGAAACAAACUGGCAGCCUGCUGACGCGCAACCUGGCGGACCUGGUGAAGAAGGAGCACUUCAUCCUCGACAGCGAGUACCUCACCACGCUGCUUGUCAUCGUUCCCAAGUCGAUGUUCAACGAUUGGAAUGCGAACUACGAAAAGAUCACCAACAUGAUCGUACCGCGCUCUUCGCAGCUCAUCCAUCAGGACAAUGACUAUGGGCUGUUCACUGUCACGCUCUUCAAGAAGGUGGUGGACGAGUUCAAGCUACACGCUCGCGAGCGCAAGUUCAUCGUGCGCGAGUUCUCUUACAAUGAAGCCGACCUCGCCGCCGGCAAGAACGAGAUCACCAAACUUGUCACUGACAAGAAGAAACAGUUCGGUCCGCUGGUGCGAUGGUUGAAGGUGAACUUCUCCGAGUGCUUCUGCGCCUGGAUACACGUCAAAGCCUUAAGAGUAUUCGUCGAGUCCGUGCUUAGGUACGGGUUGCCGGUGAACUUCCAAGCGGUGGUGAUGGUGCCGGCGCGCAAGAGCAUGAAGAAGCUGCGCGACGUGCUGCAGCAGCUGUACGCGCACCUCGACCACUCCGCGCAGCAGCACGGACAGAACGCGGCAGACACGGCAGAGCUGGCGGGUCUCGGGUUCGGGCAGUCGGAGUACUUCCCCUACGUGUUCUACAAGAUCAACAUCGAGAUGGUGGACAAGAUAUAAACCCACAACACAUCACAUACAAUACUAUUUAUAGGUAAUGUUACCAGGCGAAGCUGCUGUAUGUGUGUCCAAAUAAGUGCUAGCGAACAAUAGAUACAAUUUUUAACAUUUGACAUCCUUAUCCUUUUCCAAAUCCAAGACUAUAUUAUUAUUACACUCCUUGAUGAAAACUAUUUCAACUGAAAAAAGUUUAACAAAAAAAUACUGUUUUUUUCUGACUGAUUCUAAAUCUACAGAAGAUAUUAAAAUUUUAUAAAAAGAUUUAAGAUGAAUUAUUGUGCUUAGAAUUGAGUCAAGGAUCAGAAACUGAGGUAAAAUCAAAAGGCAAGAUUUUUGAGUUGAACCAGUUUUGAUCUAGGGGCGCAAAUUAUGUUAAUAUACCUUUUAUUUCUACAUUUUUUUUAUUAUGUACAGAUAUUUUUUGAUGUUUUGUGUGUUUCAUCAAGUCAGGUUGUUGACACUGUACUAUAUUUAUAAUAAUUUUAAUGAAAUAAUGAAUGAAAGUAUAUUUAUUAAGAUGCCAUCUAGAAUAAUUCGAGCUUUGGCAAAAAUUCCGUGAAUUAAAAAUUCCGGUAGAUGAAAUAUUUUUUUAAACGCAACAAUUUUAUUUUUUCAGUAUUAAAGUUGCGUCGUUUUAGAGUAGUUCUUUCGCGACACUGUAUAAAUGAAUAAAUAAAUAAAUGAAAUAAAUUGUUCAGUAAAUAAAUUAUAUUGGAGUUUAUGCAAGAGCUAUGUAAAUAAGAACAUUCCUCAUUAUAACUUGUGUAGUACAUAAUAAAAUAUUAUUCAAGUUACUGUU